Messenger RNA from Temnothorax curvispinosus, 900 nucleotides. RefSeq lists its product as uncharacterized. The coding region runs from base 1 to 900 and encodes 299 amino acids. Gene Ontology annotation, molecular function: zinc ion binding; nucleic acid binding. The record is from RefSeq and is a predicted model, not a curated record. The transcript has a single exon. NCBI's taxonomy places the organism in Eukaryota, Metazoa, Arthropoda, Insecta, Hymenoptera, Formicidae.
AUGGCAGGCGAGUCGAGUAUUGCAGCGUUUAAUCCGAACGAGGAUCAACACGGCAUAUAUCCGAGAUGGGAGAGAUGGCUCAGAGGCUUCGAGCUUUUUCUGCUGAGUAAAAAUAUAACCGAGACGCAGAGGAAGAAAGCUAUGCUUUUACAUCAUGGCGGGAUGGAUCUACAAGACAUAUUUUACGCUAUUCUAGACUGCGACGUGGUGAUAGGAAACGAGGAUCCAUACGAAAAGACUAAGAAAGUGCUAACGGAUUACUUUAGGCCAAAAUUGAACACGACGUACGAGCGACACUUUUUUAGAAAUAUGGCGCAGAAAGAAGACGAAACGGUCGGUCAAUUUGUAACACGGUUGCGUCAGCAAGCAAAGUAUUGCAAAUUCGCUUCUAUGGACACAGAAAUUUGCGAUCAAAUUAUUGAGAAAGGUCGUUCAAUGGAAGUGAGGAAGCGUAUAUUAGAAAAAGGUGACAUCGAGUUAAAAGAGGCGAUGGAAAUUGCACAGGCGUUCGAGACAGCAUCGGUUCAGACAAAGGCUAUAGGAAAUAACGUAGUGGCACGAAUUACAACAAAAAGGGAGAACGCACGAGGAAAAUCAGACAGUUCCAGUUCCAGUGGUAUUAAGUGCUACAGAUGUGGUUAUCGAGGACAUGCACAAUCAGACGAGAAAUGUCCGGAUAGAAACAAGGAGUGUACGAAGUGCUGUAAAAAGGGUCAUUUCGCAGCGAUGUGCAGAACAUAUCGAGAUCGAGCAGACAAACAUGGCGACGGUUCGGACAAGCGGGACAAGAAGGAAGUUAAGACGAACAGCAGCGCCAACAAGGAGGAAAGAAAGUCGGUGAAGCAGCUAGAUAUGGCGACGCCGCUGACAGAGACGACGACGAAUAUGCGUUCGCCUUAA